AUGGGUUUCGAGAAAGAUCAAAGGAAGUACAAAAUAAUUGGACUUAAUACGAAAAUUGGAUUAAGCAGUUCACUCGACGAUGGAUAUCAGUUAAAAGUGAAAAACGUUUCUACGAUCGCAAUUCAAAAUGGUUGGAUUCAUCGGUUGAGAAAGGAUGUAAAACCACCAUCUGCCUCUCCAAAUGUUCCUAAAAAGCGUGGUCGUAAACCAAAGCCUUUUGACCGACUCUCCGAAAAUUCGCAGCAUAGACGGUGCAGACUGCAGAUCAACGACGAUCCUCUAGAACAACUGAUCUGGUCGGCAGAAAAAGCUGCUCGUCAAAGUUGUUUGCCAGCGUUAUCAAAACUUCUUGCCUUGUUGAGAAAGGGUCAAGAAUCUUCGGCAAACGAAAUUCUGCAAGCUUUCGAGAAUCGUUCAAUUCAAUCUGAAUCCUCCACAGAAGCCAGUUUACUUUUGAAAACAAGGCUUGGGCUGAGCAAACGAAAGUAUGAGGCAAUUGCCGCUUUCAGUAAGCAACAUCUUGGGGUUAAACUACUUCAACCCUGGGUGAAAAUUAUUGAGUGCAGAAAUGCAAUAAUUCCUCCAAUAUCUAAGCCCAACUGGGACAGCGGCUACCUAUCCUCCAGCGUUACUGUUCGUAAUCUGGUUAGAUUUGAUGUGGUUCGUAUAUGUGAUAUUGAAGAAGUAGCAGAAAAGGUUAUCUCGGAGGCGACAGAUUCUGGUGUGCUCGACCUCGUUGUUCAUGUUACAGGAGGAGUGGAUUCUGCGACCGGAUUUACCCACUAUAAUCAAGGUAGUAUCACCGGAAAAGAUGAUUCGCUAUUAUCUGAACAUUAUAUGACCCUUAUGAUAGUGACACAAGCCGGAAAUCUUCUUUGGCAGAAUCCAAGCCCACAAUCGGAUUAUUUCUGUAGAGUCAGAUCUAUGAAUUGGGUCAAAGAAAAUGAUGCACUAACAAGGUCUAUGUUCAGCCAAUUCAUGGAGGAAUUGGAAGAUAUUAACCGAAUCCCAAUUGAAGUCCAUGCACACGGAAAAAUUAUUCUAUGUGGAAUAUACACUCUAAUCGAUGGGAAGGCUGCCAAUGCGAUCGUGGGUAACCGAGAUACACAUGCGUGCCCUUUGUGCGUCCAAGGGGCGGAUCCACGAAUAGGCCCUUCGCUAUUCCACUCUAGAUUGAAUACCGUUGAAUGGCUGAUCCGACAUUCUUCUAAGAAGGCUGUUUGUGGGAAUCCAGCUUUGACAAAUCCAGAAGUGAAGGCGAAGAUGAGGCAGAUUUCGAAUGACUUGGAAUCACAUUUCAAAGUCCAAGUAAACCGUCCAAAGCCAGGAGGUAGUGGAAGCUCCAAUAACGGCAAUAUGGCACGGCGUCUGUUAUCGGAGCCGGUAAAAUUGGCCGAAAUUCUCGGUAUCAACAGCGAGCUUGUGUGGAACCUUCGAAUAAUUAGCUGUUUAGCUCUAUCAUCAAAACGACUUGACCCCAACAAGGUAUCUGCGUUGACCAAUUGUAUUGAAUUACAAAUCAAUACUGAAUUUCCCUUCACAAAAAAACUCCCACCGUGUAUCCACAAGUACACGCAUCUGAGCGAGUUUAUACAGAGAGUACCAUAUCCUCUAAGCUUCUUGGAUGAACAAGCAGGUGAAAGGUGCCAUAAGCGGUACAAAUUUAUACGACCACAUCUUUCUCGAAAAACAUCUCCAGAAACCAACCUUGAAGAUAUGAUGAAAGCUUCAUUAACAUGGUCAGAUCCUAAAAUGUCGCUGACUUCGUUGCGUAAACAAAUAAGGCAACCAACCGACGAAGAAUUUCAAGAACGUUUGAAAUGCUAUUACCUGGAUCCCAGUGAUGUACAAACAGACGACUUCAUAGAGGACAUGUGUGCCAUAGAAGACAGUGAUGAUGAUAAUGACGAAUAA
Armigeres subalbatus is the source of this 1914-nucleotide messenger RNA. RefSeq lists its product as uncharacterized. The coding region runs from base 1 to 1914 and encodes 637 amino acids. Lineage: Eukaryota; Metazoa; Arthropoda; Insecta; Diptera; Culicidae. The transcript has 4 exons. The record is from RefSeq and is a predicted model, not a curated record.